AUGGGGGACAACGUAAGACGGCUAACAUUAAUCGAUGCCGAAAAGCACAACAAUCUAAUGUUGCUGCUACAAGACCUAACAAACCGGCAAAAAAUACUCGAUGAUUCGAAACGAACACCUGCAGAAGCUGAACUUGUUGAUAGUCAUGGGGAAAUGGUAACAAGUGUGAAAAAUAAAUCAUCUUUGGGACCCGCAAACAUUGUCAAUUAUAUGCGUAAAAAAGAUAAAUAUCUUGGAGAACUUGCUAAAAACGCGGAACGUCAACUACCGCCACCACCACCACCUCCACCUGCAUCUACAUCUACAUACGGUUCAAUUGCAUACCAUGAGGAAAAACUUAAAGAACACUUUGGGUAUAGUAGCUGUGCCGAAAGGUAUAAAACACGCUGGCAAAACUCUGAAUAUUUCAUACAAGGAUAUGAUCAAUGAUUUAACACAUAAUUUUGCAAAAACAAAGACAAAUUUAUCUAAUGCUCAAACCGACAAAGUUCUUCUCAUGUUAAAGAAAUCGCAUAUGCCUGUAAGGUAUAUACACAACAGGGAAUUACAUAAAAAAUACAGAGAUCUUGAAGUAGCAGAAACGCCGGAACCCAUACUACAAACCCCACCACCAGCUUACCGGACAGACGAAAGUCCACGCGGUCGACCUACGAAAGCGGUGCAGUUGCGCAAAAGAAAAUUUGGAGAACCACAUGAUUAUAUGGUGGACGGAUAUCUUCAAUCAUUUUCAUAG
Molecule: messenger RNA, 733 nt
Organism: Paramuricea clavata
Lineage: Eukaryota; Metazoa; Cnidaria; Anthozoa; Malacalcyonacea; Plexauridae
Source: the annotation of a GenBank genome assembly